AUGUGGUGGUGCGCUAGAGAGCACGGCCCACGAAGUCCGGAAGAGAAUGCUAACGGCAUGUUGGAAGCACGCCGAACCAUUGGUAAACAGAAGUGUUUCAGUUUUAGUUCCAGUUUUUAUGUUAUAUCUAAUGAGAAGAAGAGCUGGGAGGAGAGCAGAAAAGACUGCAAGGCCAAAGGAGCAGACCUGGUGAUCAUAAACAGUAAAGAGGAACAGGAGUUCAUCGUUAAACAUCUGGACACACGUGAGACUUGGAUUGGUCUGAGUGACACAGUAAAAGAGGGAGAGUGGAAAUGGGUGGACGAUACACCACUGAACACUGGGUCCUGGGCUCAAGGGGAACCGAAUAAUUCAGGUGACGAGGACUGUGCUGUGAUUUACACUUAUGCUUCACAUUUGACUGCAACCUGGAAUGACCAGAAAUGUUCUGCUAAGUUUCCCUGGAUCUGUGAGAAACAUGUUUCUCAAUGA
Messenger RNA from Tachysurus vachellii, 471 nucleotides. RefSeq names its product CD209 antigen-like protein 2. Gene Ontology annotation, molecular function: D-mannose binding; fucose binding. Gene Ontology annotation, biological process: biological process involved in interspecies interaction between organisms. The transcript is spliced from 4 exons. Gene Ontology annotation, cellular component: external side of plasma membrane. Bases 1 to 471 code for a protein of 156 amino acids. The record is from RefSeq and is a predicted model, not a curated record. NCBI's taxonomy places the organism in Eukaryota, Metazoa, Chordata, Actinopteri, Siluriformes, Bagridae.